Molecule: messenger RNA, 174 nt
Organism: Annulohypoxylon truncatum
Lineage: Eukaryota; Fungi; Ascomycota; Sordariomycetes; Xylariales; Hypoxylaceae
Exons: 3
Coding region: 1-174 (57 amino acids)
Source: RefSeq, a predicted model, not a curated record
AUGGUUACUUCUUUUCUGGAAACGCGCUACGUGGAUCGCGUAAAGCUGGACGAGUUGCUGCAGAGUCUGUUUGGGCAAAGCUACAGCGUGGCGGCCUCUGGAGAGACGAUCUCCGUGGAAGCGUCUAGGGAGCUCACAGAGGCCGAGAAGAAUUCUGUAUCACGGAACAGAUGA